AUGAAGUUCUUCGAUAGUUUGAACCAUAACGAAGCGAGAAAACGUGAAGUGCUUUCCGCAGCCGCGGCUGCAGGAAUAUCUGUCGCAUUCGGUGCACCCAUUGGAGGUGUUUUAUUCAGUCUCGAGCAAUUGUCGUAUUACUUUCCCGAUAAAACCAUGUGGCAGAGUUUUGUCUGUGCGAUGGUUGCUGCUAUGACUCUUCAAGCGCUUAACCCAUUUCGAACAGGAAAUAUUGUGCUCUACGAAGUGAAGUAUACACGUGGAUGGCAUCGCUUCGAAAUAAUCCCUUUCAUCCUCCUUGGUAUCCUUGGUGGUCUGUAUGGAGCAUUUCUGAUCCGCUUGAACAUGAAAGUCGCGAAAUGGCGACGAUCCCGAACUUGGUCUCGCCCAAUAUUAGAAGUUACGGUCAUUGCUCUUCUAUCUGCUCUGAUCAACUUUCCGAAUAUCUUCAUGAGAGCCCAGAAUUCUGAGCUUGUCCACUCACUGUUUGCCGAAUGUAGCACGGGAUCCGAUGAUUUGUUCGGUCUUUGCAAGACUGGUGCUGCAUCUGCUGGUACAAUAACCCUUUUGCUUAUGGCCGCACUUCUUGGCUUCUUCCUUGCCUCGUUUACGUUUGGGUUGGACAUACCUGCUGGUAUUAUUCUUCCUUCCGUUGCCAUUGGUGCCUUGUACGGCCGCGCAUUUGGAACGAUGUUUAAGAUGUGGCAAAAUGCCUACCCAAAUUUUUUCCUCUUCAACAGCUGCGAGCCAGAUAUUCCUUGUGUGACACCAGGAAUAUAUGCAAUCGUUGGAGCGGCUUCGGCUCUAGGUGGCGCCACGCGGAUGACGGUAUCAAUUGUUGUGAUCAUGUUCGAGCUCACAGGUGCCUUGACAUAUGUCAUACCUAUUAUGAUUGCGGUUAUGUUGUCCAAAUGGUGCGGUGACAUCUUCGGCAAACGUGGCAUCUACGAGUCUUGGAUCCAUCUCAAGGAAUACCCCUUCCUUGACCAUCGUGACGACACUACUUCCCCUGAUUUACCUGCUCAUAGAGUGAUGACAAAGGCCGAGGACCUCACGGUCAUCGUUGCCAAUGGACAUACUAUUGAUAGCCUCCGCAACCUUCUCAUGGCCACCUCAUAUCGGGGAUUCCCUGUCGUUACCGAUUCUUCGAAUCCUCUUCUUCUGGGAUAUAUCUCACGCAACGAACUAUCUUAUGCAUUGAAAUAUUCCUCAUCUCAUGCGGAUCGUGAUUUGCCGGGCUCGACGCAGGUCUUCUUCGCCCAUCAGCCGUUUGCAGACCCUAGUGAAACUCUCGACCUUCGGCCCUGGAUGGAUCAAACGCCAAUUACACUUAACAGUGGGACGACUUUCUUGAUAGUACGACGCAUGUUUCAGAGAUUGGGCCUCCGCUAUGUCCUCUUUGCAAACAAGGGCGUCCUUCAAGGCCUACUCACUAAGAAGGACGUUUGGUCUAUCAUUGACGGUGCAGAAUCCCGCAAGGAUAAAGGCCUAGACACUGGUUCGUUGAGACAGAGAAAUACGGCCGAGGAGGUAGGUCUUCUUGAAAGUGAUGACGGAACAAGUUUUGCCAGUUCCCUGGAUAGACGUCCUUCAAUUUGA
Aspergillus pseudoviridinutans is the source of this 1599-nucleotide messenger RNA. Its product is annotated as chloride channel protein. Bases 1 to 1599 code for a protein of 532 amino acids. Gene Ontology annotation, biological process: chloride transport; transmembrane transport. NCBI's taxonomy places the organism in Eukaryota, Fungi, Ascomycota, Eurotiomycetes, Eurotiales, Aspergillaceae. The record is from RefSeq and is a predicted model, not a curated record. The transcript has 3 exons. Gene Ontology annotation, cellular component: early endosome; Golgi apparatus; membrane. Gene Ontology annotation, molecular function: voltage-gated chloride channel activity.